AUGCUUCUGAAAAGUCAUCUUCAUAUCGACCACAUUAUGCUCUAUUACUCCGAGAAAGGUUGGAACGUGGCAGAGUCAUUUCGCGAUCUCAACGAACUUUUCAGCGACGGCGAUGGAAAGUCAAGUACGGAUGGGGCCCACCCCUCCACCAUAUUCACUAACAGAAACUCCUGUGGAUUAUCACGUCAAUCGCCCAUUGAAAAAUUGGCUAACGAACAGAACUUUCGACGAAAUGGAUGA
Haemonchus placei is the source of this 240-nucleotide messenger RNA. Lineage: Eukaryota; Metazoa; Nematoda; Chromadorea; Rhabditida; Trichostrongylidae. The record is from the annotation of a GenBank genome assembly.